AUGAAGAUUCUCGGUGCUGUUUCUGCCAGCGCUUUUACUGUAUUGUUGCUCCUGGGGUCUGUCGCGCAAGGAAAUUUGCUUAAAUGCGCUACUGGCGAUAUGUUUUAUGUCAGUUGGAUAUAUGAACUUGCAUUAAAAGCUGAACAUCGCUUUUGGAGUCCCGAUCACCCUUUAGGUCCCAAUGGGAAAAUUUGCAAGGCCUAUCCGUUCACUGAUCCAUCGGCAUAUACCGGAACCACCCAUCAUCACUUAGUCCAGGUUUGUGUUGGCAUUGAAUACUUCAUAUUGUAUCAAUGGUAUCAUGAUAAAUGGAUUGAAUGUGAAUUACUUAACAAUAAUCCGCAGUGA
This is a messenger RNA of Blumeria graminis f. sp. triticale, 348 nucleotides long. The record is from the annotation of a GenBank genome assembly. Lineage: Eukaryota; Fungi; Ascomycota; Leotiomycetes; Helotiales; Erysiphaceae.